CGUAAAAUCUAUAAACACGCGAAAGUAUCAUGAAAAAUAAUAAAGAAAGGGAAGAAAAUGUAGUGUUUGUGUGGCGAUGAGUGGUUAUAACUAAGAAAAUGAGAAAGGGAUUCUCGUCAAUCUCUUCGUGACAGAUCCGUAGUGAAAUAAAAAGUGAAUAAUGUGCGUGUGACAACCGAGUGUUUUCCUUUUAAAUAUUGAUUUGUGCUGCGAAAAAAAAAACUAGUACUCGUCCAAAACCCUUUUUAUGUGUCUCAACAAUGAAAAUUUAUUCGAUGAAGAUUCACGACGUGACGGAUCCUGGCUACGAGGGAUGGCUUCAAACAACCUAGCGCAAAAACAUUUGGAAAUUUGAUACUUUUAACGGAAAAGCUGAAAGACUGCGCGCGGACGUUCCAACCAAAAUGGACCACUCAAUGGGGGAAAAAAGUGCAAUUUUUACGACUGAGUGUAACGAGCAGACAAACUGUUAUUCACAGGUAACAAUGCAGAAUGUUCAGGAAGACUCGAGACAGUCAAAUAGAUUUUGAAGGGAGAACCGAUAGUUUGACUCCGAAAAGAUAUAAAUUGUCAUGGAUUCACCGCCUUCUUGUUCACUCAGCGCUACGGGACCGCUCAGCGAAUUUGGUAGCAGCGGGCUUGGAGGCUCCAUAUCCAGUGAUUCGGUACGAGCUCAUCUCGCGAUUGAGAUGCAGGAGAGCGACAUAGAAAGCAAAUCAUUGUCUCAGGACUCGUUCGAUUAUUCGGACGGGAUGUGUGGUCAAAAUUUCAAUACACUAAAGAAAGGUCCAGGUUGGACGGAUUUGGAGGGUAAGCUGGAGGUGGAAGUGGUGGACGUGGCGAUAAAGCCGCCGCCGGAGUUCCAGGACAGUCCUUCGCCACCGGACUCGGUAACGUCGAAUCCGCCGUUGUUGUGUUACGGUCGGCACUCGCGUUUGAAAGCGCCACGUUGGAUCGAGGAAUUUUCAAGUAACCUCGUGAGUCACAUAGUGGAGGAGGCACUGGUGAUAUCUUGUCGUAUAUCUUGGCCGGAGGGGCGUAUUGCGCCAAUACCAAAUCCGGUGCCAGCAAUAACAACGAGUAUUCACAAUUCGAAGCGUUUUUGGGCGACAGAUUUUUUAGGGUCGUCGUCGUCGCGUCAAGGAACAGCAACGAUUACGAUAACGCCGUACAACACGUUGAAUCGUCCGAAUUCGCGUUGCUCGUUGGCAUCUUCGCGUCUCUCGAGUUCUCACAAUUCGAUAAAUACCUCGGGUCUUUGCAACAAAGCUGACGACAGCAGUUUCAUAACGUCGGCAAUGUCGCACGACGUGUUAACGACGAGCGAGAUAAGCGACAUGUACAACGUGCCCUUUGACUCGGACAUUUACACGGUGCCGAUAGACGUGGUGCGACCUCUGCACGAGUUGCCAACGCCCCAAAGGCCGAAACGUCAUCGACAUCAUCGCAAAAGGCGGAGAAACGUCUCGGCGAGCUCGCAGAGCGAGCUCGAAGCCCAUAUACAACAGGCACGACAUUAUUGCGGUAAACCAAGGGCCAUUACUCACGUCAUCAAGUCCCAGAGACUCCUCGCCGAGGUGUGCUGCAACGAGAGUGGUAAUGGCAAGCGUCACAGUGUACCGGGCACCUCGGGCCGCCAUAGUUCUCGCACCUCCAACAGUCAUCCGCACAACAUCGGAGAGCCGAUACACAUGACGCUUCACGAGGUACGACAGUACCUCGAAACUCUAUAUUCGAGCUCGAGCGAUUCGAGCGAGAACAAAAUAAAACGGGACAAAGUACCGAUUAGUCAGACACCGAUACAUCUCGCUUUGCCAAAGGGUCUUAGUGUAAAUAAUAAUAAUAGAUAUAGCAAUCCUCACACUGACUCGUCGACCGAUACACCGAUAUCCAACAAAAGUACCAAUGGACUCAUCAACAAUAACAACAACAAUGGCAACGUUAGAAAACACAAAAAAAAUACGCUCGUCAGUAUGAAACACAAAAAAGUCAAGGACGAUGUACACAAGGAAAAAGUCGAUACUGAUCGCGAAAAAAUGAAGAAAAGCCAGCGCAAUUUUUCGCUGAAUCUCAAACAAACCCUGUGCAAUAUAUUUAGGUUUAAAAGACUCGGCUCGCCUGAUCAUUUCGUUGAAAAAAGAAACAGCAUCGUUCAAGGCGACAUCGUCGAAGAGGACGAAGGCGACUCCGAUCAACAUGCCAAUAAUAAUAACACGACCAACGACGUUGAAAAUCCAGUGCAAAAAUUGCCUUUCUUCAGACGUGCCCUGCCACCAUUGCCACGUAGCAACGGACAGAUCAACGUCGAACAGGGAGAGGACGCUCUCGCUGCCAUUGUCUCAAAACCCGAUUCCCCCAACUCUAUGCGCCAUUCAUCUCCACCCAGAGACGACGAGGAGGCUGCUGAAGAUACGAGCAUGGAUUUUGCUGCCAGUAUCGAAAAGGUCAAAGAUUACGGUUGGUAUUGGGGUCCGAUGUCCGGUGAAGCUGCGGAGAAAAUAUUGUCGAACGAGCCGGACGGUUCAUUCAUAGUUCGGGACAGCAGUGACGAUCAUUACAUAUUCUCACUGUCGUUCAGAUUGAACAGUUGCGUCCGUCACGUGAGAAUAGAGCAUGAUCAGGGUAACUUCAGCUUUGGGAGUUGCACGAAAUUCAAGUCCCACACGAUUGUGGAUUUCAUCGAGAACGCGGUGGAACAUUCACGGAGCGGACGCUAUUUGUUUUUUCUUCAUCGGCGUCCAGUCCUCGGACCAAUGAGGGUUCAACUUUUACAUCCGGUAUCGAGAUUCAAACAAGUACAGAGUCUUCAGCACACGUGCAGAUUCGUCAUAUUGAAGAUGGUACGCAGGGAUUUGAUACCGACGUUACCGCUGCCUCGUCGUCUCAUAGAUUAUCUUAGUACGCCGCAUUACUACAGCGAGCAAUUGGCAGAGCAAGACGAUCGAGCGGAGUCACCGGUCAGUUCGUCGACCGGUGAAUUAGAGAAGAUUUGUUUUACACCGCAAGGCCUAUCGUGAGGUACAAAUACGUAAUUCGUACUGCAUCUCGUCUUGACAUGUAAUUUAAUAAUAAGUUUAAACGAUUUAAACGAUUAAUGCCAAGAGAAAAAAAAGAUAAGGGAGAGAGAAUGCAAAGAAAGGAAACAGAAAAACGAAAAUGAGCAAACGUUUUUUCGCAUUCGAUCUUACGCGAUAGAUUGAUAGGAUGUGGCAAACUUACGAAUUGCGAAAACACACGCGCAGGCAUGCGGCCACACAUACACACACACACACACACACACACACACACACACACACACACACAAUAGCAUUGAAUAUUAAUUAAGUGGUAGACGAUUUUACAAUCAAUUCAUGAAUUUAAUGGCCCGCAUUCAAAACUUGCUAAUUCGAAAAGGAGACAGAGAAUUCAUACGGUUUUUUUGGUUAGCUAUUGAAAACUAAUGGCAACAUCAUGUUUGAGCUUAUUGCGAAAAUUUAAAGUAGCAAAUUUUCGGAAUAAGCCUUCUUCGUACACGAGCGAAUUGUGAAUACGGACUAUCAUUGAUUUCAUGAUGAUUUUUACAUGUAUAUUUAUUGAAUUUUCACAUUGAGGUAUAGUAGGUGAUAAUUAAUGAAAAGAAAAUUGAAAGAGACCAGAUACUACUAAGGAAACAUAUAUUACGAGCAGUAUCGAAGGAAGUUUCUUUUUCAUUCGUCAUAAAAGUUUAAACCGUGGGGAUUUACAGACUCAUGACGAUAGGACUUUUGCUCGCGGGCUCGCUUCAGAGUUUUGCGUUUUUCAUCAAUUAUUCCAUCUUUUCCGUCUUUCAGCGAAAUACUGAUUCAAGAGUUGGACUUUUCCAAGUUCAAAUUUGUAGCUCACAAUUUUGUUUGAAGAUUUUUAUUAUUUCAACGAAAUUUUCGGUAACUUUCUUCUUCACAAGUGUGAAUCCCACAUAUUUCUCAAGCAAAGAUUUUAUUGGCUUAGAAUUUCGAAACUUCGCAGUCGACAAAAAAUGUAAAAGUUUCAGUCUUUUUUGUGACUUCGCAAAACUUUGAUAAUUCGUAUUAACAAUCCUUGAGAAAUAUUGAUGUCGAAAGGGAAUGUUUUUCAAUGUACAGGGAAACCAUUUGCUCGUCACGUGCCAUAAAAUUUUUCAUUUUUCUGAAUGAUCAUUUUGUUUAGCACAUUCCUUUUUAUAGAUUUUUCUGAGACUAAAUAUCUUACAACAAUUCAUAAUCGCACAACGAAAAAAAAAUCGUUUGUUAUUCUCAUUGAACAACGUUUUGUUCAUACAAUUAGUUGAUAAUUUCAUAAUUGCAAGUCACAGAAACGUUCUAAACGUAGCUGAACAUCAUUACAUUUUUUGUAAAUCGUCAAGUACCGAAAUUCCCAUAAAUUCAUUUUUACAAAUAUUUUUAACAUUAUUUUACCAUGAAUACGUAAACCGCCGGAUCUAUUUUAACGUGCCAUACAUAUAUAUAUAUAUAUAUUUAUUUAUAUAAUAAUUGCAUCAAAAUUGUCUUGUAUGAAAGCUUCGGAACAGCAAAAAUCAUCAUACCGUAAGGGGGUAAAGUAAGAUCAUGAUAUACAUCCGACAACAAGAAAUGGACGAAACUACGAUAAUUUAAUAACCGCAAAGAUGAAUAUUUAGGAGUAUAAGUAAAAUAAUUUUGAUCGACCGAUUGUUUGACUUUUGGACCGAUGCCAAAGAUGUAAAUAAAAAUCAUCGCGAUGACACACGAUCCUAAAAACGAGGUAUAACCACUUUAGCAAAGCAUUAAACAAGCAAAUCUCGAUUAAAUUAUUCGCGUCGUCUCGUUUCGAGGGCAACUCAAUCAUACUCGUAAUUAUUUCGUUGAAUAAAUUCUUUCAAAUGAAUGGGAGGAGGGAUAGAAAAAAGGAAACGAAACAUGCUGAAAAACGCGCACACGGUAACGAUCACAAAAACUAUGGAACGAUGAACGAAUUGUACGACAGAAAGGCUAGGAGGGGGGGGGGGAGUAUGGGUCAAUUGUUUUCACCACCGCUCCUUUGCUACGAUUUUCCUUUAUUUCACGUUUACAUCAAUAGUUAGCUAUAUUAUCAAAGUGUUAUUUCAAUUGUCCCAUAGUUUAUAAAGCAAAUAUAUGAAUUGCCAAUCAUACAAAGUAGCCGAUAGAACCGCGAUGAUUGAAAGUAAAAUAUAUAGUCUGCCUUCAACGCACGAAACGAAAUGAAAGGGAAAAACCGAGGUCGAGAUAUCUCAUUUGUUCAAUUUCCAAUAAUCGGGCGCGAACUCUCACCGAAACGAGACCGAGAUAAAAAGUUGAAGGGAGGAGAGGAUAAUAAGCUAGGCAAAGUGAUGAAGUUCGCGAUAAAAAGUUUGUUACUCACGUGUACGAAUAGAAAAUUUUUAUUCUCUCUCCUGUUAUGAUAAGUUAAAACGUUACAAUUACGUAGAUUUUACGACACGUCUGUGAUUCUUGCUUGAAAGGAUCAAGCACCGGAAGCGUGAGCAAGCGACGAAGAGAAAAAGGUUGAAACGAUUAUACUUUUUAAAUGUGCGCGCCGGCACCCGCUUCUUCGUUGAUAAACGAAAAGAAUUCUAUGCAAUUUGAAGAUUCAGAUUUAAAAAAAAAAAAAAAAAAACGGGUGCAUGAUGUAACGUGAUUUAAUGGUAUCGUCAAAAGUACCUGCCCACCGACUAUACGAGCGCAGGUCUGUCGCCAAUGACAGUCCGCGAACGUUGUUGAAUCAUUGUUACGACGAGAGAGUAACGGUUUUACUAGUCAUUAUUGAACGUUGUAUCUAAAAGACACGAAAAAAAAAAAAACAAAAAAAAAACAAAUGAAAUUUGGGGCAUCGAAGAAAACGAGUCAAUCGAAGUGAUUUGUCUUACUGGAUUGCUGGGCAAUCGUACGUGUGGUAAACAUGUUUAUUUUUUCAUUACCGCUUCGAAAGCACCAUCCUAUUUUAUUUUAUAUAUUCGAAUUACAUUCGAUUAUUAUUUUUAUUCUUCCCACGUUGAAGUCAGCUUUCAGCUUCCGUCCCAUGGACGGGUUCGGUGUUCAACACUUAAAAUUAUUCGAGCCCCUAGAAUUUAAGUUUUGUAACCAGUAUUUUUUUUUUUUUCUUUUAAUUUAAUUUUAUUUCGUAUGUACAUAUAUAUAUAUAUUCGUGAAAGUACACGUGAAACAUGUACCACACACAUGCUUUAUUACGAAUCAUUAAAAAACUGAAGUAGGAGAAAAAUAAAUGUUACACACUCGCUCGAAAAAAACUCCAUUUUCGUUAGGAAUUAUGUCAAACAUUAUUUCCUGUGUAAACGUCGUUUGAAUAUAAUUCGACAGUUUUACCGCUGUUACAUUCGAAUAGUCCGGUUAUUAAAUUACUGUCGCGAUCGUUCACGAAAACCAUAUUAUAAACGUCCAGCACGGAUUAUUAAAUUCAUUGUCAUCUUCAUACUAUCCAGAUCUCCUAGUCUAAAACGUUUUAUCACCAAGUUCGAUCGCUACUAGCGUGAAUUUAAUGAGUAUACUGAAUGAAAUGAUGAAACAUUGAAAAAAUUACAUGAAGGAUGAAUAACGGCGGGAUUUUCAUGACGAAAGACAAAAAAAUUUUGACCAUCUUUGACUUGAAAAAAAAAAAAAAGAAGAAAAAAUGAAAUGAAAAAAGAAAAUAAUUUGAAUAAACUUAAAAGAAAAUAGGAAAAAUCAUAUGACAAGAAGAAAGUAAAGUGCAUAGUGUUGUUUCAAGGAUGAACGAUUGCUGAUACAGAAUUUAUAUUUUCUUUCGGAUUGCCAGAGUAUUAUGAACGAACGACGAACGAAAAAUUUUAUCUCACGAUAAUAAUCUGAAGUUAAUCUGAAACUUAAGGGACAUGCAAGAAUUAAGUAAUAAACAAAACAAAACAACAAAACGAUAAAUAAAUAAAUAAAAUAAUAAUAAAUACACGACGAAGAGAUAAAUCCAGCGUGAAAAUCUUUUAUACACUUCGUACUGCACCGAGCUAUGAUAAAUAAUAAUAAACACCUUGAGUGACAUUUAUAAAAAUAAAAUAACAGAAACAAAUGGAACUUGUAUCGUGGCCCAAAUGUGGCGAAAGAACCACAAUCAUUUCGGCAUUUUUCGCAACGCGUUUCAACGAGGAUGACGAACGAAAAGAUGAAAAAUAACAAACAAAAACGAAGAAAUGAUUUUUGUUUCUUUGUGUAACGUGAAAAGAAAUUGAAGGUUACCUACUUGAAAUAACCGUAAAUAAUUAAACGAAAAGUGAAGGUGAAGAAUUAAAAGAAAAAAAAAUUAAAUGAAACACGUGAACAUAUGCACAUGUCAUUUUAUUUAAUCUAUUUCAUAGAGAACGUGACAUUAGCGUAGUCGAUGAUAGUGGAAAAAGUAAAUUAAUACGAAAAAAAAAUUGAAAAAAAAAAAACCCCUUAAUUAUAAGACACAACGGCUGAAUCGAUUUCGGGUGGAAAUACAAACCGGAAUAUCCUCUGAAACGAAAAUGAAAGAAAAUCGAAAAAAAAAUAAAAACAGAGUCAAGGAAAGUGAGCAUCCGUGAUGGAGAUCGUAGUAGCCACGGUUGGAGGAAUCAUGUCGAGAAAUGAAAAAUUAAAAAUUGCGAAACGCAUUAUUAAACGCAUAUGAAAUAAUCCAAUUCGACAGAUAUGUGCGACUGAUAUUGCUUUAAAAUACGUAUAAUAUUGUAUACACACUUCCAUCCAUACAAAAAAAAUGCUUAAAUGCAAUGAUGACAGGAAGAUGAAUAAUUAAUGAUAAACUAAAAAGUAAAAAAAACGAAAACGUGAAGAAGGAAUAUGAGGAAAAAAUGAAAUAAUAAAAAGAGCACAGGCAUAAUAAGCCCCUUCUUACGAUUAACAAUUAAUUUAUUGUACGGUGGAGAAAAAAGUAAUCUAAGCCUAAUUGAAUACGCAUGUAGUUGAUUAACAACGUUUGUACUGCAAUGUUGACAUUGAAAUAAAUUUUUGAGACCAA
Molecule: messenger RNA, 7959 nt
Organism: Venturia canescens
Lineage: Eukaryota; Metazoa; Arthropoda; Insecta; Hymenoptera; Ichneumonidae
Exons: 6
Coding region: 573-3017 (814 amino acids)
Biological process (GO): intracellular signal transduction; phosphatidylinositol phosphate biosynthetic process
Cellular component (GO): phosphatidylinositol 3-kinase complex
Molecular function (GO): 1-phosphatidylinositol-3-kinase regulator activity
Source: RefSeq, a predicted model, not a curated record